Photinus pyralis (common eastern firefly) is the source of this 589-nucleotide messenger RNA. RefSeq lists its product as uncharacterized. The transcript has 4 exons. The coding region runs from base 84 to 482 and encodes 132 amino acids. NCBI's taxonomy places the organism in Eukaryota, Metazoa, Arthropoda, Insecta, Coleoptera, Lampyridae. The record is from RefSeq and is a predicted model, not a curated record.
CCUUUUUUUUAAAAGUAAUACCUACACCACAGCUCAGUGACCCAUCGUUGGAGCACGGCCUAAAAACAAAUACUGUCAAUAACAUGCUUCAGUAUCAACAUCAUACAAACGCUGCAGCAGCACCUCCUACUCAUAUAUUACCACCAAAAUCUUCAAGUUAUCAAUUACAUAUCCCAGAGGGAACAGCGCGUGUACUGCAACAUAUAAUAAAUCCACCACCCCCACCACCGCCGAUAGAAGAUUCCAAACAACAACAAACGAGUGCCACCACCGGUCUGCAUCCUCAGCACGCACAGAAGGAUAUGAAAGUGUUGAGGGAGGUUUUCGAGGAAACUUUAUAUGAAACAAUCUCCCAGUCUCCUUCAACAUCAGGAACUCAAGAAAUUGUAGUGCCACAACCUUCCGACGUCGCUCCCUCCUCCUGGUUCGAGCCCUCUACGCCUCGAGAGUUAGGCAGGGCGUCGCUGGCAUGGUUAGAGUAGAAGACGCCCAUAUUCAGGCAACGCUAUCUUGAAGCUCAAGAAAAAACCAGGAGGUUAAAGGAGGAAGUUGCAGCAGCACGCCUCAAUGAACGACGUCUGGGAGAAGA